Messenger RNA from Tachyglossus aculeatus (Australian echidna), 993 nucleotides. RefSeq names its product olfactory receptor 2L2-like. The coding region runs from base 1 to 993 and encodes 330 amino acids. Gene Ontology annotation, molecular function: G protein-coupled receptor activity; olfactory receptor activity. Lineage: Eukaryota; Metazoa; Chordata; Mammalia; Monotremata; Tachyglossidae. Gene Ontology annotation, cellular component: membrane. The transcript has a single exon. The record is from RefSeq and is a predicted model, not a curated record. Gene Ontology annotation, biological process: G protein-coupled receptor signaling pathway.
AUGGAGAGAGGAAAUGAAACAUCAGCGGAUGAAUUCAUUCUCCUGGGGCUUUUCCCUGAGUUCAGACACCGAACCUUUCUCAUCUCCGUUACCCUCCUGAUCUACAUCAUGGCCCUCGGGGGAAACGCGGUCCUGAUCCUCCUGAUCUGGGCGGACCUCAGGCUCCACACCCCCAUGUACUUCCUCCUCAGCCAGCUGUCCCUCAUGGACUUGGCCUACAUCUCCACCACCGUCCCCAAGAUGGCUGAGGACUUCUUCUCGGGGAAGAGGAACAUCUCGUUCGUCAGCUGCGGAGCCCAAAUCUUUUUCUUCUUCACCCUCGCGGGCACGGAGUGUCUCCUCCUGACGCUCAUGUCCUAUGACCGCUACGUGGCUGUCUGUCACCCGCUGCGUUACCCGGUCCUCAUGAACCACGGGGUCUGUCUGCAGAUGGCUGCUGGGACCUGGCUGGGGUGUGUGGUGAACUCCCUAGCCCACACUACCUACACCAUGGUUGUCCCCUUGUGCGGCCCCAGGGAGAUCCACCAUUUCUUCUGCGAGAUCUCGGCCGUCCUGAAGCUGUCCUGCGAGGACACCUCGGCCUACGAGUUAGCGGUGUUUUCCAUGGGAGUCGUGUUUCUGCUCGUCCCCUUUGGCCUCAUCCUAGUCUCCUACGCCCUCAUCUUCCUCUCCGUUCUGCGGAUGGACUCCCGGGAGGGCCGGAAGAAAGCUCUGGCCACCUGCUCCUCCCACCUCACCGUGGUGGCCCUCUACUUUGCUCCAAACAUUUUCAUCUACAUGACACCCGGCGACUCCCAUAGCCCCGAACAGGACCAGGCCGUGUCCGUUUUCUGCACCAUCCUCACCCCGCUGCUGAACCCCCUCAUCUACAGCCUUAGGAACAAAGAGGUGUUGGGAGCCCUGAGGAGGGUCCUAAUCAGGGGUCUUUUCUCCCAGUGGAACAGGAGGACAAAGGGCCUUCGUCUUCUGAACUCCCGUGAAUGGCUGCGCUGA